Olea europaea var. sylvestris is the source of this 1677-nucleotide messenger RNA. RefSeq lists its product as uncharacterized. The transcript has 6 exons. The record is from RefSeq and is a predicted model, not a curated record. NCBI's taxonomy places the organism in Eukaryota, Viridiplantae, Streptophyta, Magnoliopsida, Lamiales, Oleaceae. The coding region runs from base 1 to 1677 and encodes 558 amino acids.
AUGACUCAACGGGCGGUAGAGGAGUCACCAGAUGUUAUCAUGGGUAUGUUGUCUAUUUUUGAUAAAAAUGCUCGUAUUUUGAUUGAUCCUAGAUCUACACAUUCCUUUAUGUCAUUUGCAUUUGCUUUAUAUGCGAAUCAAAAGCUAGAACUUUUAGGCAGUUGUUUGGUAAAGGAGAACGAGCUCAAGGAAAAUUUAAUACCUCUUAACAUACAUGAUUUCGAUAUUAUCUUGGGUACGGACUUUCUGGCAACAAAUCGACCUUCAGUUUAUUGCUUUCGAAAAGAGGUUGUAUUUAGACAACCAGGACAACCUGAAGUUAUAUUCAAUGGACAGUGCAGAAUUUUACCGUCUUGUGUGAUAUCUGCUAUUGAUGCUAGAAGAUUACUCAACAAGGGCUGCCAUGCAUAUUUGGCUCAUGUAAUUGAUACAGAUGUUAGCAAACUAAAACUUGAAGAUAUCCCAAUGGUCAAGGACUUUCCUGAUGUAUUUCCAGAAGAAUUACCAGGCUUACUAUCAGACAGAGAUAUAGAAUUCACUAUAGAUCUGAUUCCAAGAACUGCACCUAUUUCACGGACACCCUAUAGAAUGGCACCAGCAGAAUUGAAAGAGCUAAAGGUUCAAUUGCAAGGGUUGGUAGACAAGAGUUUCAUCACACCUAGUAUAUCUCCGUGGAGAGCACCAAUUUCGUUUGUGAAAAAGAAAGAUGGCACCAUGCGACUGUGCAUAGAUUACAGACAAUUGAACAAGGCGACAAUUUGCAAUAAAUAUCCUUUGCCACGUAUUGAUGAUCUGUUCGAUCAGCUUCGCGGUGCUGCAGUUGACCAACGCACCAGCAGCAUUUAUGGAUAUGAUGAAUCUCUUCGCUCGUAUUUAGGCAAAUUCGUGAUUGUAUUCAUUGAUGAUAUUUUAGUAUACUCUCGAGAUCAUGAUGAGCACAGAGAGCAUCUCAGAAUCAUCUUGCAAACUCUACGUGGUGAGCAGUUGUAUGCUAAAUUCAGUAAAUGUGAAUUCUGGCUUGAUAAAGUUGUAUUUUGGGACAUGUCAUAUCAGCAGAGGGAAUUUAUGUUGACCCGCAAAAAACAGAGAUUAUGUGUUGCAGAUGAUUCGAAAUUGAAGGGAGAAAUUCUAGAAGAGGCACAUAGUUUAGCUUACGCGAUGCAUUCAGACAGAUUGACGAAGACUACUAGAUUUUUGCCUAUUAAAGUCACUUACUCGUUAGAUAAAUUGGCAAAAAUAUAUGUUGAUGAGAUAAUCAGUUUAUAUGGGACACCAGUUUCUAUUGUUUCAGAUAGAGAUUUUCGUUUCACUUCUAAAUUUUGGCACAGCUUGCAGAAAGCUAUUGGUGUUAUCAGAUUUGGUAAACCAGGUAAAUUGAGUCCGAGGCAUAUUAGCCCAUAUGAGAUUGUUGAACGCAUCGGUCUAGUUGCGUAUCGAUUGGCUUUGACAACAGAAUUGUCCAGAAUUCAUGAUGUAUUCCAUGUUUCCAUGCUUCGUAAAUAUAUUUCAGAUCCAUCUCAUGUUUUGGAAUCACAACCAGUAAAACUGCAAGAAAAUCUUACCUAUAAAGAAGAAUCAGUUCAGAUAUUGGACAGGAAGGAACAUGCCUUGCGUAGUAAGACUAUUCCUUUGGUUAAAGUUUUGCGGAGAAAUCAUACUGUAGAAGAAGCGAUAUGA